UUGGUUGUUGUGGUUGUUUUUCUAGCAACAGGCACAUAGGCUUGGCUUUCUGGUGCCUCAGUCAGAGUGCACUGUUGGUCUUAGAAUGUAUGUCAGUUCUCUCUCCAAUCAGGGACAAAUUUGCCUGUUGAUUUAGGCUGAUUCACCUGUUCUGUGUUGUAACUGAUUUGAGGGGCGGGGGCAACUUCUCGGCACUUUUUGGGCCAAAAUGCACAGGAACAUUCUUCUCAGGAAUGCGGUCUUGGCAAGGGAGCUUGCAAAUUCCUUACAGACUUCAGGAGAACAUAAUCACAGGCAGUGGGAGAGCGGGGAUACAUCUGCUGGCUGGAAAUUCUGGAAGCAAAUUCUCAUUCCAAACCAGGAAAGCCGGUUUUCUGACUACAGGAUGCGUGUACUCAGAAGCUCCAAGCGCAGGAAUCCGUGUGCUCAAGCCAAAGUUAAAGGUUGGCAGAGGCAGUUAUGGCCUGAGCAUGCCAGGAGGUGCCCUGUACCACCCUGCCACCCCAGGGCUGGGGACUUUGCCAGCAAGAAAGCCAUCACCAGGUGUGGCCUCUCCACCUUGGACCUCCAGAGCUGUGAACCCAAGUACAUUCAUUCCGGGGGGCCACAUGCAGAAGAGGGCCAUUGUCUUCUUCCCUCAAUGCUCAGCUCAGUGAGACCAUCUGCCGUCACCAUCCAUGAGCAAGCUGGCUCAGCUGACAGACCCCAUGUCCUGUGUAAACAGUGGCUUGGAGAACGCUCCGUGCAUUCCGGUCCGGUCCGGGCCCAGCCCCGACAGGGAGAAGGACAUUACUCACUUGAGCCCGCCCCGCCCUGUUUGCCCAUUUUCACCAGGGGGUUCGGGGGAGUGGGCGCGGAAGGCGGGAGAGCACAGGAGAGUGGAGCUGUUUGUUUUCCCCUUUGUGUUAACAAUACAACAUCUGUUCCCCAGCCUGGCAGCUGGAGCAAAGUGAAAUGA
This is a messenger RNA of Chinchilla lanigera (long-tailed chinchilla), 958 nucleotides long. RefSeq lists its product as uncharacterized. Lineage: Eukaryota; Metazoa; Chordata; Mammalia; Rodentia; Chinchillidae. Bases 209 to 958 code for a protein of 249 amino acids. The record is from RefSeq and is a predicted model, not a curated record. The transcript has 4 exons.